AUGGAAACAAAGCGAGUGUCAUCUGCUGCUGCUACUCCUGCUCAUGCGCACUGGCUAUCAACAAUGACAUCCGUAACUCAGCCGUCCAGUCCCGUAUCUGCUUCGACCCCGCUCCCGAAUUCUGUAACAUUUCCUUCAUCGGAAACGAAGCCCAAUCUGGACCAUAAAACGCGAAUUUUGUCGAGGUCGUUGACUGGACCCACAUUGACCAUACCACCCAGAACCGAGGUGGAUCCGAACUUGUUGAAGGUAUGA
Anisakis simplex (herring worm) is the source of this 255-nucleotide messenger RNA. The record is from the annotation of a GenBank genome assembly. NCBI's taxonomy places the organism in Eukaryota, Metazoa, Nematoda, Chromadorea, Rhabditida, Anisakidae.